Helianthus annuus (common sunflower) is the source of this 1033-nucleotide messenger RNA. Its product is annotated as 40S ribosomal protein S11. Gene Ontology annotation, biological process: translation. The coding region runs from base 194 to 607 and encodes 137 amino acids. Gene Ontology annotation, cellular component: cytosolic small ribosomal subunit; ribosome. The record is from RefSeq and is a predicted model, not a curated record. The transcript has 5 exons. NCBI's taxonomy places the organism in Eukaryota, Viridiplantae, Streptophyta, Magnoliopsida, Asterales, Asteraceae. Gene Ontology annotation, molecular function: structural constituent of ribosome.
UGCCCUCUUUCCCUUUCCUUCUCUCUCUCCCUCUGAAAGAAAAAAACUAUCACAAAUCAUGACAUAUUCAAAUCGGCACUGAUACUUUCUCAAAUCGGUAGUUCAUGUUGCCUCCUUCACAAAUCAUGACAGAUUCAAGGGUUCAUAUGUGGGUAUCUAUAUAAUCUUCGGUGAAAACAACCGUUUCUUCGGCAUGGAGGCGGUGGAGGAACCGGCUGCCGCCACAUUACUUUCUGGAAACAUGUUUACUUUUUCGUCAUCUGCUACUUCACAGAUGGAUUGUAUUGAUGGAACUUACAUUGACAAGAAGUGCCCUUUCACUGGUGAUGUCUCCAUUAGAGGUCGUAUUCUUGCUGGUACUUGCCACAGUGCGGAAAGGGUUAGGACCAUUAUUGUUCAUCGGGACUACCUCUAUUAUGUGAAGAAGUAUCAGCGUUAUGAGAAGCGCCAUUCAAACAUCCCAGCACACAUUUCGCCAUGUUUCCGAGUGAAAGAAGGUGACCAUGUCACCGUUGGACAGUGCAGGUUUGCUUUACCUGUGCAUCUUUUUAGUUAUAGUUUAUAUGUGCUGCUGGUUUUGACAUGGGGGUGCUUGCUGAGAAACUAAACCUAAACUAUGAAGAUGCUGAAAGGUGGAUUUUGAAUCUCAUUCGAACCUCGAAGUUAGAUGCCAAAAUCAAUACCCAAACUGGAAUGGUUGUUAUGGAACCCAAUCAUCCUAACGUGUAAGUAUAGAAAAUAGUUUUCAAAAUAUGAUGCUUUUAUUUCUACUUUAUGCCAAUUUAUGGAUUAUCUUGAUGUAGAGGUGCCAUUUAACCUAUUUUGUAACGGUUUUAUGUCAGUUAGAUUAAAUUUACAAAUACUUUGAAUGGAUCAAGUUGGAAAACUUACCCAAAACUGAAUGGGUCAAACCUGGCCCAAGCAGUUUGACCUGAAUUAAAUAUUUCUCUGUUUCAAUCAUUUAUCUCGACAUUUUUCAUCUUAUGUUACGCACCUUAAGAUCUUGCAUUUGAAGUUUACAUGUGUACUUUUC